GACUCUACGGAAUUUGCUCUCCAAAGGAUCAUUUAGUAUUCUCAUGGUGGACUUGGGAGUGCUGCAGAUUGUUCAGAGCUUGAAAGCGCAGGCUUGGAGUGAUGAGGAUCUUUUGGACGCUCUGAAUCAACUAGAACAAGGAUUGAAGGAUAACAUCAAAAAGCUGAGUUCGUUUGAUAAGUACAAGCAAGAAGUCCUUCUAGGCCAUCUUGAUUGGUCUCCGAUGCACAAAGAUCCUAUAUUCUGGUGCGAAAACAUAAAUAGUUUUGAGGAGAAUGAUUUCCAGGUAAUACCUUGUGAAUUGCAAAAAUUCCCAAGCUUACAUGUCUUUAGGCUUUAAAGCACAUGUUCCAUAUCAGCGUGAAAUACAACACUAUCUUGGUGCAACAUUAACAAAUGCUUUUCAUCUGAAGAACCAGACGUUUCUCCUGGGUUC
Nicotiana tabacum (common tobacco) is the source of this 436-nucleotide messenger RNA. The record is from RefSeq and is a predicted model, not a curated record. NCBI's taxonomy places the organism in Eukaryota, Viridiplantae, Streptophyta, Magnoliopsida, Solanales, Solanaceae.